Molecule: messenger RNA, 1253 nt
Organism: Merops nubicus (carmine bee-eater)
Lineage: Eukaryota; Metazoa; Chordata; Aves; Coraciiformes; Meropidae
Gene: ENPP2
Product: ectonucleotide pyrophosphatase/phosphodiesterase 2
Exons: 6
Biological process (GO): phosphatidylcholine catabolic process
Molecular function (GO): alkylglycerophosphoethanolamine phosphodiesterase activity; zinc ion binding; phosphodiesterase I activity
Source: RefSeq, a predicted model, not a curated record
AGAAGCAUCUUCUCUAUGGGCGCCCUGCAGUACUGUACCGCACAAAAUACAAUAUCUUGCAUCACCAUGACUUUGAAAGUGGCUACAGUGAAACAUUCCUGAUGCCUCUCUGGACAUCCUACACUAUUUCCAAACAGGCGGAGGUAUCUGGUGUCCCAGAGCACCUGGCCAGCUGUGUGAGACCCGACCUCCGCAUUUCUCCAGGAAACAGCCAGAGCUGCACAGCCUACCGAGGCGACAAACAGCUCUCCUAUGGCUUCCUUUUCCCUCCUCAAUUAAGUUCCUCUGCAGAAGCAAAAUAUGAUGCUUUUCUAAUAACAAAUAUCAUUCCAAUGUAUCCUGCUUUCAAAAAGGUAUGGAACUAUUUCCAGAGAGUUUUGGUGAAGCGAUAUGCCACUGAGCGAAAUGGAGUCAAUGUUAUAAGUGGACCGAUCUUUGACUAUGACUACGAUGGUUUACAUGACACACCUGACAAAAUAAAACAGUUUGUGGAAGGCAGCGCCAUCCCCGUUCCUACUCAUUACUAUGCCAUCAUAACCAGCUGCUUAGAUUUCACUCAGCCAGCCGACAAGUGUGAUGGACCACUCUCCGUUCUCUCGUACAUCCUUCCCCACCGGCCUGACAAUGACGAGAGCUGCAAUAGCUUCGAGGAUGAAUCAAAGUGGGUUGAAGACCUUCUUAAGAUGCACACUGCACGUGUGCGUGACAUUGAACAACUCACAAGCUUGGACUUCUUCCGAAAGACCAGUCGCAGCUACACAGAAAUCCUCUCCCUAAAGACAUACCUGCAUACGUUUGAAAGUGAAAUUUAGCUUUCUAACCUUACUCAGUGCAUCCUUUUAUCAACUGGUGUAUAUUUUUAUAUUGUUUUUAUAUUUAUUAAUUUUAAACCAGGACAUUAAAAAUAUUAGUAUUUUAAUCCUGUAUCAAAUCUUAAAUAUUAAACCUUUGUGUCAUUUGUUUCAUUUCUCUAAUGUUUAAUAUAGGUAUGUCUCUUGGUUUAUUUAGUAGUGCUUGUAAUACCGCAGCUUGAGUCCUUACUCUGAGCUUUUAAGUGGUGCUGCAGGAUUUAAUACAUGCAUCAAGGAAAUAUUAAUUUCCCAUGCUCCUUUACCACACUUAUAGUCCUGUACUGUGUAUCAAAAUACUGAACAUGUAAAGUUACAUUCAUUUACUGUUAACUAUGUGACAGACAUAUUUAAACCCUAUAGGCAAAUAGCAUCUUAAAUAUAAUAAACCACACAUUCAGUUUU